CCGCCAUGGCGCCGCCGCCGCGCUGACCGCGCUGCGCCGCCAUGGCCGGGGCCAUCGCGUCCCGCAUGAGCUUCAGCUCCCUCAAGCGCAAGCAGCCCAAGACCUUCACGGUGCGCAUCGCCACCAUGGACGCCGAGAUGGAGUUCAGCUGCGAGGUGAAGUGGAAAGGGAAGGACCUGUUUGAUCUGGUGUGCAGGACCCUGGGGCUGCGGGAGACCUGGUUCUUUGGGCUGCAGUACACCAUCAAGGACACGGUGGCUUGGCUCAAAAUGGACAAAAAGGUCCUGGAUCAUGAUGUUCCCACAGAAGAGCCCAAAACUUUUCACUUCCUGGCCAAAUUUUAUCCUGAGAAUGCAGAGGAGGAAUUGGUCCAGGAAAUCACCCAGCACCUGUUCUUCCUGCAGGUGAAGAAGCAGAUUUUGGAUGAGAAGAUCUUCUGUCCUCCUGAAGCCUCUGUCCUGCUGGCCUCCUAUGCUGUCCAAGCCAAGUAUGGUGACUACGAUCCCAACGUGCACAAGAGAGGCUUCCUGGCACAGGAGGAGCUGCUUCCCAAGCGGGUAAUAAACCUGUACCAGAUGACUCCAGAGAUGUGGGAGGAAAGGAUAACAGCCUGGUACGCAGAGCACCGGGGCAGAGCCAGAGAUGAAGCUGAAAUGGAGUAUCUGAAGAUAGCCCAGGACCUGGAAAUGUACGGCGUCAACUACUUCGCCAUCAGGAAUAAAAAGGGCACAGAGCUGCUCCUUGGAGUUGAUGCCUUGGGUCUGCACAUUUAUGACCCAGACAACAGGUUGACCCCUAAAAUCUCCUUCCCAUGGAACGAGAUCCGGAAUAUCUCCUACAGUGAUAAAGAGUUUACGAUUAAGCCAUUGGACAAAAAGAUUGAUGUUUUUAAAUUCAAUUCAUCAAAGCUGCGUGUGAAUAAGCUGAUCCUUCAGCUGUGCAUUGGGAACCACGACCUCUUCAUGAGGAGGAGGAAGGCAGACUCGUUGGAGGUGCAGCAGAUGAAGGCACAGGCCAGGGAGGAGAAGGCCAGGAAGCAGAUGGAGCGACAGUGCCUGGCACGAGAGAAGCAAAUGAGAGAAGACGCUGAGAGGACCAGGGAUGAGCUGGAGAGGAGGCUGAUGCAGCUGAAGGAGGAGGCAACCAUGGCCAACGAGGCUCUGAUGAGGUCGGAGGAGACGGCGGAUCUGCUGGCGGAGAAGGCGCAGAUCACGGAGGAGGAGGCCAAGCUGCUGGCGCAGAAGGCGGCCGAGGCCGAGCAGGAGAUGCAGCGCAUCAAGGCCACGGCCAUCCGCACUGAGGAGGAGAAGAGGCUGAUGGAGCAGAAGGUGCUGGAGGCAGAGAUGUUGGCACUGAAAAUGGCCGAGGAGUCAGAGAGGAGGGCAAAGGAGGCUGAUCAGCUCAAGCAGGACCUGCAGGAGGCUCGCGAGUCGGAGCGCAGAGCCAAGCAGAAGCUCCUGGAGAUCACCAGCAAGUCUUCCUACACACAGUCCAUGAACUCGAGUACCACAGCACUGCCCACUGACCUGCCCAGCUACAACCUCAUCAGUGAGAGCCUCUCCUUCGACUUCAAGGAUACAGACAUGAAGAGGCUGUCCAUGGAAAUCGAGAAGGAGAAGGUGGAGUACAUGGAGAGGAGCAAGCACCUGCAGGAGCAGCUCAACGAGCUGAAGACAGAAAUUGAGGCACUGAAGCUCAAGGAGAGGGAGACAGCUCUGGAUAUUUUGCACAACGAGAACUCCAGCCGGGGCAACAGCAAGCACAACACUAUUAAAAAGCCUCAAGCCCAGGGCAGAAGACCUAUCUGCAUUUGAGAAUUCCAAGUAGGUUAUUCCAAGCUCACCCUGCAGAGCACCAAGUCGCGGGUGGCGUUCUUCGAGGAGCUCUAGGGAGGAACCGCUGGCACCGGAGCCGGCAUCGCCCCGGAGCCGCCGCCGUGUGCACACCCACGGACUCGGGCCCGGCUGCCCACGGACUCUGUGAUGGUCUCUAGCUUUGCAGCCGUUCAUCCUCCUCCUGACACUUUCUUUUCCUGGGUUUUCCAGCUUUUAUUCCUUAUUUUUCUACCAUUGCUUCCAGGCUCGGCCCUCCAGGCUUUUCCCUGGAGCCGGGGUCGGGGCUGUGGCCGUGCCUGCCCACCCUGGCAGCCAGCAGAGAGUGUGCCCGAGGGUCUCCCUGGGAGGGGUGGGCACCCCUCGGGGUUGGCUUCUCUGGGCUCUGGAGCUUGGUGUGCCAGCCCAGAGCCCCCGGUGCCGGUCUGGAAUCCCUCGGGCCGGCCCUGGAGCCCUCGGUGCCGGUGUGGAAUCCCUCGGGCCGGCCCUGGAGCCCCCGGUGCCGGUGUGGAAUCCCUCGGGCCGGCCCUGGAGCCCCUGGGGCCGGGCUGGAAUCCCUCGGGCCGGCCCUGGAGCCCCCGGUGCCGGUCUGGAAUCCCUCGGGCCGGCCCUGGAGCCCCCGGUGCCGGGCUGGAAUCCCACGGGCCGGCCCUGGAGCCCUCGGUGCCGGUGUAGAAUCCCUCGGGCCGGCCCUGGAGCCCCCGGUGCCGGUCUGGAAUCCCACGGGCCGGCCCUGGAGCCCUCGGUGCCGGUGUGGAAUCCCUCGGGCCCGCCCCGGAGCCCCGCACGGAGCCGGGAGCUCCAUUAGGAUCCCGAGCAUGUUCCAGUGGAGUGCUGUAAAUCAGGAACGCCGCGCUGGGGCGGGAGAGGAGCAGGGAGCGGGAGGAGCGGGACCUGGGGCUGGGGGGAUGCUGGGCUGCUCCCCUAGGGAGAGGAGGUGGGAGGAAGGGCUUCUCCUCCUCCUCCUCCUCCUCUCUGCUGGGAGCAGGGAGCGGGAGAACAGCUAGUGCCAACCAAAUGAAACCUUACUGUUCCUGCAAACUGUGACGAACCCGGGCAGCUCCAGGCUGGGGGAUCCCGGGGCUCCGGGCCGGGCUCUCCCGGGCUGUCCCAGCCCCUCGGAUCCCCCGGGAGUGCCGCUGUCCCGGGCUGGGCCCGGGCUGCCUGUCCCGCCUGUCCCAUCGCGGGUGCCUUGCUCUGACCCCCAUUGGGGGAACAGGGAUGCCUUGACCUUCCCUUCCUGUCUCCGUCCCAAACCCUGGGCCCCUCUCGGCUGGAAUCCUCUUCCAGAGCCGGUGCUGCCCCGGGGAUCCCUCACAUCCCCUCGGGACCCCCAAUUCCUCCUCCCCACGGCCCCCCAGAGGCUCAGUGUGGAGUAACCCCCGUCCCAGCGCUGUUUAUUUAACCCCGGGCUCAUUCCCCGCACGCGGCUGCAGCUCGGAUGGCUGUGGCCUGGCACAGCCGCCUUCCCGUUCCCUGGACUGUUGUACUCCGAAGGAAUAACUGUUUUCUCCUGUUUUAAUAAAAAUUCACAGCACUGCGAGGGGA
This is a messenger RNA of Melospiza melodia melodia, 3380 nucleotides long. It is a transcript of the gene NF2, whose product is annotated as NF2, moesin-ezrin-radixin like (MERLIN) tumor suppressor. Gene Ontology annotation, molecular function: actin binding; integrin binding. The transcript is spliced from 17 exons. Gene Ontology annotation, biological process: regulation of gliogenesis; regulation of hippo signaling; negative regulation of cell population proliferation. Gene Ontology annotation, cellular component: adherens junction; cytoskeleton; apical part of cell. NCBI's taxonomy places the organism in Eukaryota, Metazoa, Chordata, Aves, Passeriformes, Passerellidae. The record is from RefSeq and is a predicted model, not a curated record. The coding region runs from base 42 to 1814 and encodes 590 amino acids.